UCAUCCCAGACAAGUGAGGAAGUACGGACCCCUCUUGAGAGACUUAUUGACUCCCUCGUCCUCCAUCAUGGCGUCUGCAGCAGACUGGAAACUGCAGAUGGACGCUGCCCUUGAGGCAGAAAAACCGCAGUAUCAGUUCUUCUACGAGAAAGCUUUGAAGAGGGAGGAGGAAGAGAAAGAGAGAGAGAAAAGGGAUAAGGUGCAGGCUCAUGAGGCCGUCUUUAGCACCGUGUCCGCUCUGACUGAUGAGGACGUAGAAGAGAAAACGAUUACCCUCCUCAGAGCCUUGGUAGAGGUCCGGAUGGCUGAGGACCAUACUGGCCAAUUCGCACAGGUGUUUAAGCAGCUCAAGGAGUUGCGCGAAGACAUGGCCAAAAUGGCGCAGCAGCACCGUGACCAGCUGCAACAAUUUGCUAGUUCGCAGCAGGCUCAGGUUGCCUCUCCACUCACCUACCCUGCUUCCAAUGCUGCGUGUCAGUCGAGUUUUGCCCCUCUUACUAUGUCUACUUUUUCUCCUUCUACCUCUUCUUCUUCUUUGAGUGUGGUUAACAGCCAAAGCGGAGCUGCAGCAAGUCCAGACCCCGCAGCUGCUGCUGCUGCUGCUGCAGCGGCACAUGGUAGUGCAGGGAAUUCUGGAACUGUUGCAGUCCCGAGUCAGGACCCAGCAAUGGCUGGGCCAAGCGGCAACUUUGCUUACAUCGAUAGGAAGGYGGCGCAGAUUCCGUCCAAGUAUGACGGAAAGGACAACAUCGAGUCUUGGAUCAGCUCCAUGCGAUCCUACUUUGAUGUGUUGGGGACACCCCCGUCAACCCAGUCGUCUAUCMUUGGGACUAAUGUGGAGCCCGUCGUGAGGGGUUUUAUGCAAACCCAAGCUGUCCAAUCAGGCUAUAAGAGAAUACACCUGAACAAAUGGCUGAAGGCUACGCCUACCACCACACUUGAGGACCUCUUGAUCAAACAAUAUGCUGAUCCACAUGCUGCAGCUAAAGCAAGACUCAAGCUUGACAAGCUCAAGCACAACAAGUGGACUGGCACCAUGCACAGCCWGCAGCAGUAUGUUAGUAAACUCUUUGCUACUCCGGAUCUAGAGAUGACUGCUCAGUMUUGCUUGGAUGUGAUAAAAUGUACGGUCCCCUCUACUCUAAAAGAUCGCCUAGGGCUCGGGCUCAGUGGAUAUACAAAUUGGCUUACSCUCAUGCRGGACUUAGUCAAGCUGRAGGCACAAGACCUCCCGGGUGGAUCAAGUGGCAAAAAGGCCACCGRCCGCAAACGGUUUCCAGGCAGCAACYGCUUUGCAGCACACGAUCUGCUUGAGGCUGACGAGGAGACCCUCGUGGAYGAAUCUUCUCUURAUGACGAUCAAGAGCAAGACUGCGGGGCAUCUUGCUCUUUGUCAGCCCAUGAGUCUGAGUAUGUGAACGACGACGAAUCUAUGAAUGCCUUCAAAAACACUGCCUUUAAAACAGGGAAACCAGCAACGGGGGUAGAGGCAUCAUCAGCACGCUCUACAGAUGGAGAGGCGGAACAAGUAAGUACAGAUCCUUCAUUGGAUUCUGAUCCCAAUCAGCAAACCUCUCCUGAAACCCCAUCUGAUGCUGAUUCCAAGGCUGAAAAGAUACACAUCCUAUAUAAGGAGCCUUGGGUAGAGUCAGAAGAAAUUGACUUCCACACUCUGUUGACGCGUUCGGAUCAUAUGAAGCAAGAAUGCGCGCAAGGGAGAACGAAGUUGAUCUUCUUCAAACUCUACAUUAAUGGCCGUUACAUCCGUGCGUUGGCUGAUUGUGGUGCAACCGCCAACUACUUCUCACCGCACGACAUUCGUAAGGCACGCUUGGGGAUGAAGCAAGUGACUUUGCAGAACCCUUGUCGGACCCAAGUAGGCAACCAAGAGGUUGUCACAUCUACGCAUGUAGUCAAAGGUGUGCGCACUACCUUUGACGCUGACCGCAGGAUCAGGCAUGAGUUGAACUUCUAUGUCCUUGAUCAGUGCCCCUUCGAUGCGGUUAUUGGCUUGGGCUGGUUGCAGGCUCAAUGUGAAAGAACCACGUGGAAGGACUCAUAGUUCAUGGUCAAAGAUGCCAUGGGAAUCGAGGGUCCAAUCCUCUUGGAUGAGCCGCGCGAGUCCCAAGUGAU
Molecule: messenger RNA, 2133 nt
Organism: Chara braunii
Lineage: Eukaryota; Viridiplantae; Streptophyta; Charophyceae; Charales; Characeae
Source: the annotation of a GenBank genome assembly